AUAUCCCAACACUCCUAAGCAGGCUCUAAAGUAGCUUAAAAAGAAGGAACUAGAACAGUGAAACUCCAUUUCUAAGCUGAAUUGAGAAAACACCUGAAUUUGAUUAGUUUAAGAAAAGAAUCAUGAAUGAAAGGAUCCAAAAACUGUGUUAGUAUGCCCAUUACUUCACAGCCUGUGGAAGGCCUUGAAACUCUGUGAGAAGCCGACAAUUAGAGAUAAUUCCAAGCAACCCAUGUGGGAUUCUUCCUUUUUACUCAGCAGUUCGGCUUCUCCAUUAGUUAUGCUUUGCUGUUUUAGCUCAUACUCUCUAGUCUAAUCAAUUUCUUGAGACACUCUGCUCUGAAUUCUCUGUUUGUUACACGAUGUGGGAUUCAGAAACUGAGUCUUUUGGGGGACGAGAUUUCAGUAAUGGAGUUCUCACAACAGGCAAACAUGGAGUUAAGACAGAUGGUUUUGAGCUAAGAGGGCAGUCUUGGUAUGUUGCAACUGAUAUUCCAAGUGACCUUUUAGUUCUGAUUGGAGAUGUUAGUUUCCAUUUACACAAGUAUCCUCUUCUUUCUCGGAGUGGAAAGUUAAACCGAAUCAUAUAUGGAUCACGGGACACAGAAUUAAACAAGAUGGUAUUAGAUGACAUUCCAGGAGGGCCUGAAGCCUUUGAACUGGUGGCAAAAUUCUGUUAUGGAAUUGCUGUUGAUUUAACAGCGCCUAUUAUCUCCGGCCUACGAUGUGCGGCAGAGUAUCUAGAAAUGACAGAGGAUUUGGAAGAAGGCAAUUUGAUAUUCAAAACUGAAGCUUUUCUCAGUUAUGUGGUAUUAUCAUCAUGGAGGGACUCCAUACUAGUAUUGAAAAGCUGUGAAAAGCUAUCGCCUUGGGCAGAAAAUCUCCAAAUUGUUAGAAGAUGUAGUGAGUCUAUCGCAUGGAAAGCUUGUGCUAAUCCGAAAGGAAUAAGAUGGCAAUAUACAGGAAAGCCCCUGAGAGUUUCCAGCCCAAAAUGGAAUGAGAUGAAAGAUUCUAGCCCAAGUAGGAACCAGCAAGUGCCCCCGGAUUGGUGGUUUGAGGACGUUUCCAUUCUCCGGAUUGAUCAUUUUGUCCGUGUUAUUACUGCAAUUAAGGUGAAGGGGAUGAGGUAUGAGUUGAUUGGAGCUGUGAUUAUGCAUUAUGCAAGCAAAUGGCUCCCUGGUUUGAUCAAAGAGGGGUUGGGAUCAGGGGAGCCUGGCGAUGAUGGAAGUAAUAGUACUAAUAGUAACGAAAGUAGCAGUAUCUGGAAAGGGGGGUUACAUAUGAUUGUGGCUGGAAUUAAAGAAGAUAUACCAACUGUUCAGGCCAAAGAUCAAAGGAUGAUUAUCGAAAGCCUAAUAAGUAUAAUCCCCCCGCAGAGAGAUUGUGUUUCAUGUAGCUUCCUUCUUAGGUUGUUAAGACUGGCAAACAUGUUGAAAGUGGCUCCUGCUUUGGUUACUGAAUUGGAAAAAAGGGUUGGGAUGCAGUUUGAACAAGCUCAAUUGGCAGAUCUUUUGAUACCUUGUUACAACAAAAGUGAGUCGCUGUAUGAUGUUGAUCUUGUUCAGAGGCUUUUGGAGCAUUUCCUAGUUCAAGAACAGUCAGAAAGUUCAAGUCCUGCGAGACAGUCAUUUUCUGAUAAAAAUAUGUAUGAUUCAGCUCAGAGGGGGACGAACUCAAAUGCCAAGAUGAGAGUAGCAAGGCUCCUUGACAGCUAUCUUACAGAGGUUUCGAGAGACAGAAAUCUUUCAUUGACGAAAUUUCAGGUCCUGGCUGAGGCAUUGCCUGAAUCGGCUAGAACUUGUGACGAUGGAUUGUAUAGAGCAAUUGAUUCCUAUCUUAAGGCUCAUCCAACACUAACAGAGCAUGAAAGGAAGAGACUGUGUCGUGUGAUGGAUUGCCAAAAGCUGUCAAUUGAUGCAUGUAUGCAUGCUGCACAAAACGAACGACUCCCACUACGAGUUGUAGUACAAGUCCUCUUCUCCGAGCAGGUGAAGAUUAGCAAUGCGAUAGCCAACAACUCUCUUAAAGAAGCCAGUGAAUCCCAGUACCAGCCCUUGAUAUCUAACCGUAAAACAUUACUUGAAGGAACGCCACAAUCAUUUCAAGAAGGAUGGGCCGCAGCCAAAAAGGAUAUCAAUGCUCUAAAGUUUGAACUUGAGAGUGUCAAGACCAAGUACUUGGAACUCCAAAAUGAAAUGGAAACUUUACAGAGGCAAUUUGAUAAGAUGGCAAAGCCAAAACAGACAUCUGCAUGGAUGGCCGGGUGGAGAAAACUGAGCAAGAUCGGUAAAACAACAGAAAACAAUGAUAUGGCGUUUCAGGUAGCCAAUGCAGAGACUAAGAAGAUGCCUAGAAGAUGGAGAAAUUCCAUUUCAUAAAUGAUACCUCUACAAUUCAACUCUGUAUUGCCAGGUUUCUUUCCAUUUUAUUCUUCCUAUCAGAAUAAUCAUUUUCUUAGUCGAUAACAAGUAUUAUUUCUGAAAGGAUAAUAAUCUUAUCAUCAUUGUUUCUGUAUUGGGGUGAUUAGUUUGUUUGGAACCGUCCACUUAUGUGUGUUUGCGAUUGUAGCUCUGGAUGACUUGCACCAACUGAAACGAACUGUUUUGCCAUGGACCCUGUGUGGUUUUCUGUAGCAACUGGAGUAAUCAAAGAUUCAGUUUCAGACCAUAAAGGAAAGCAUCCAUGCUGAAUGUUAAUGAGACCCCAAAGCUUUUAUUUCA
Olea europaea var. sylvestris is the source of this 2720-nucleotide messenger RNA. Its product is annotated as root phototropism protein 3. NCBI's taxonomy places the organism in Eukaryota, Viridiplantae, Streptophyta, Magnoliopsida, Lamiales, Oleaceae. The transcript is spliced from 4 exons. The coding region runs from base 363 to 2378 and encodes 671 amino acids. Gene Ontology annotation, molecular function: protein binding. The record is from RefSeq and is a predicted model, not a curated record.